CGGCCCGGGCCUCGGUCAUGGGGCCUGGCAGCAGCCUUCCCCGACUGCAGCACCGGGGACAGCCGCGGAUGCCCCCCGUCCUGCUGCUGCUGCUCAUCCUUCUGGGGCGGGGGGCAGGGGGGCUCUUGGUGACGGACUACUCCACUCGCACCCCCCGCAAGCUCAGUCCCUUCCGCUCCUUCGCCAGCACCGAGCUCUUCCACUUUCACGUCCCGGAGGACACCGUCUUGGCCGUCUGGAACCUCAUCACCUUCAAAGAGCAGGGGGGCACCUUCGGAGAUCACUGCCCAGACCGCAGUGUCACCGUAUACUUCCGCUCGGGGGCACCCCCUGUCAUCAACCCUCUCCAGACCCAUUUUCCUCGGGACACGGCUGUGCCUGGGACCUUCGCAUUGACUCUGUCUUGGACAUUUCCCAACCGGACCACUGGAGUCUUCAACAUUAGCAGUCCGCUGCCCGGAGACUGGUUUUUGGCCGCCCACUUACCCAAGGACCAGGGUCGGAUUUCAGUUAAGGGUCUCCACGAUGAGUGCCAGUACCUGUUCCAGCCCCAACUGAUUGUCCAGCGCCUUCUGGGUGUGGCAGUGUUGGUGCCCGGGCUCCUGGUGGAGCAAAGUAUCUCCCCUCACAACCGCUCUGCUCUUUACAAGAUCUUCAUUCCCAAUUUCACCUCCAAGGUAUCAGUGUGGUUGGUGAACUGCUGGGGGGGUCUGCGGGGGCGCUGUCCCCUGUCCCUGCGCCUGCGCCCCAAGGCCCCCCCACUCCACAACUCUAGCUCCUUGGACUGCCAAUCGCGGACACCAUGCCACCUGGAGUUCACCCUACCACUCUGGGAUCACUGGCAUUACGUGAUGGUGGAGACCCAGCUGCCUCUGUCCGGCCCCGUCCGCUUCCAGGUGACCGUCCGACUGGAAGAGUGUUCCCAGCAAGGUCUGGCCCGGGCUCUGCCCGCUGGCGCUGCCAUGAACAUGCCACAGUCAGCGGCGGCUCGCCUGCCCCCAUCUGAGCCACUGCCGUCAGGGGGCCCCGAGACAGGGAGCUUAACGAGGCCACCGGAUCUCUGCUGGCCAGUGAGGCCAACGCUACGCAACGAAUUGGAUACCUUCUCCGUCCACUUCUACAUCUUCUUCGGCCCCAGUGUCUCCUUGCCCCCAGAGCGCCCAGCUGUGUUUGCUCUGCGCCUGCUCCCCGUGCUGGACAGUGGGGCCGUUCUCAGUCUAGAGCUACGACUCAAUGUGAGCUCACUUCAGGGAGAGAACAUCACUGUGUUUGGCUGUCUGCACCACGAGGUGCCUCUGACCUCAGGAGACAACACCUCAGUCACCUGUUCGACAGACUUGCUGUCUGGCUUCCUGCUGUCAGUCAAUGCCUCCUCCAACGUGGCCCAGCUGCGGCUCCCAUUCCCCCAGACAGGCAGCUGGUACCUGAGUCUACGCUCCCUCUGUGCUUCUGGACCCAGGUUUGAACGCUGUCAGAAUGUCACUGCUGAGGUCCAUCUCCGGUCCUUCCUAUCCCCCUGCAUCAAUGACUGUGGCUCCUAUGGCCAGUGCAAGCUUCUGCGGACAAACAACUACCUUUAUGCAGCCUGCGAGUGCAAGGCUGGUUGGAGUGGAUGGGGCUGCACAGACAACGCUGAGGCCUUCAGCUAUGGCUUCCAGUUGCUCUCCACACUGCUGCUCUGCCUAAGCAACCUUAUGUUUGUGCCCCCUGUGGCUGUGGCUCUACGGAGCCGCUAUCUCCUUGAAGCUGCUGUGUACAUCUUUACCAUGUUCUUUUCCACGUUCUACCACGCUUGUGACCAGCCGGGCAUUGUAGUGUUCUGCAUCAUGGAGUAUGACGUGCUGCAGUUCUGUGACUUCCUUGGCUCCCUCAUGUCCGUUUGGGUCACAGUUAUCGCCAUGGCUCGGCUGCAACCUGUGGUCAAGCAGAUGCUGUACCUCCUGGGUGCGAUGCUGCUUUCUAUGGCACUGCAGCUGGACCGCCAUGGACUCUGGAACCUGCUGGGCCCGAGCCUCUUUGCCUUGGGGAUCCUUGCCUCAGCUUGGACGGUGCGCAGCGUCCAUCGCCGGCACUGCUACCCACCCACGUGGCAGCGCUGGGUCUUCUACUUGUGCCCAGGCAGCCUCAUCGCCGGGGCCGCCGUGCUACUCUAUGCCUUUGUGGAGACGGAGGAGAACUAUUUUUACAUUCACAGCAUCUGGCACAUGUUGAUCGCAGGCAGCGUGGGCUUUCUGCUGCCACCCCGGGCUAAGCCAGAGGGCAAAGUACCCCCUCUGACCCGAACCCGGGGCUGUGGGUACCAGGUCUGCAUCAAUGAGCAGGAGGAACUUGGCCUGGUGGACCCGAGCACUGUUUCCAUCAAUAGUAUUUGUGCUAGCUGACAGCCACCGGGUGGGGACUUCAGGCAGUCGGGAAAACGCACUGGACUCUUGGGGACACCGGCGUCACAGCCACCCAAGGGCACGGGCCUCAAAUGCUCACCGCCAUAAAUUUCAGAAGCCCAGGGAUACGGAAUUCUCGGAUUUCCCAGAGGACUGGAUGUCAGAAGCCUGGGAUCUUGGAUCUCAUUGGGUCUCGGAGGACGCCCCCACCCCACACCGCCUGGAGUAUAGGUCUGCGCUUCAGGCGGUUGUGUCCGGGGGAGUGGCUCCCUUUCCCGUCCCCUUCCUCCACCGUUAAGGGAGAGGGGCUGGUGGGUCACGGACCGCAAGGGCAGAGGUGGGAGAGACCCGGUUUGGGGUAGACAGGUCUCCGGAGUCAGGGUCAGUGACAAAAAGGGGAACGUCCCUGGGCGCCAGCCCCGAUGAAUGGUAUUUGCCACUAAUGAGUGUGUGUGUGUUUGCCCAUUACGUACUCCUAGAGAGGCUGGGUGCGUAUUGUGUGCCUCUCUGCGUCUGUGUGCCACUAUCAAUCUCUCUGAGUGUGUAUUUGGGUGCUGCUGUCAACCAGAGAAGCAGCAUGGCCCUAGUGGACACAGCACGGGCCCGGAAGCCAGAAGGACCUGGGUUCUAAUACCAG
Tachyglossus aculeatus (Australian echidna) is the source of this 3018-nucleotide messenger RNA. RefSeq names its product transmembrane protein 8B (gene TMEM8B). The coding region runs from base 18 to 2381 and encodes 787 amino acids. NCBI's taxonomy places the organism in Eukaryota, Metazoa, Chordata, Mammalia, Monotremata, Tachyglossidae. The record is from RefSeq and is a predicted model, not a curated record. Gene Ontology annotation, cellular component: plasma membrane. The transcript is spliced from 13 exons.